AUGGAGUCCAACCUGCAGGGGACGUUCCUGCUGAACAACACUCCACUGGCUCAGUUCUCUGAGAUGAAGGCCCCCGUGUGCCAGUACUCCGUGCAGAACUCCUUCUACAAGCUCAGCCCUCCGGGGCUGGGCCCCCAGCUGGCCGCCGGCACCCCCCACGGGAUCACGGACAUCCUGAGCAGGCCCGUGGCCACGCCGAACAGCAGCCUCCUCUCCAGCUACCCCCACGUGGCAGGCUUUGGUGGACUCAGCUCCCAGGGGGUCUACUAUGGACCCCAGGUGGGGAAUUUUCCCAAGGCUGGCAAUGAGUACCCCACCCGGACCCGGAACUGCUGGGCGGACACGGGCCAGGACUGGCGAGGCGGGAGGCAGUGCAGCAACACCCCAGAUCCCCUGAGCGACAGCAUCCACAAGAAAAAGCACACCCGGCCCACCUUCACGGGCCACCAGAUCUUUGCCCUGGAGAAGACCUUUGAGCAGACCAAGUACUUGGCUGGCCCUGAGAGGGCACGGCUGGCAUACUCACUGGGGAUGACUGAGUCACAGGUCAAGGUGUGGUUCCAGAACCGAAGGACCAAGUGGCGGAAGAAGAGCGCCCUGGAGCCGUCGUCCUCCACGCCCCGGGCCCCGGGCGGCGCGGGAGCGGGCGGGGAGCGCGCCGCCUCGGAGAACGAGGACGACGAGUACAACAAGCCGCUGGACCCCGACUCAGACGACGAGAAGAUCCGGCUGCUGCUCCGCAAGCACCGCGCCGCCUUCUCGGUGCUCAGCUUGGGCGCCCACAGCGUCUGACGCCCGCCCCCGUCCCCGCCCCCGUCCC
Molecule: messenger RNA, 820 nt
Organism: Mustela lutreola (European mink)
Lineage: Eukaryota; Metazoa; Chordata; Mammalia; Carnivora; Mustelidae
Gene: NKX6-3
Product: NK6 homeobox 3
Exons: 3
Coding region: 1-792 (263 amino acids)
Biological process (GO): regulation of transcription by RNA polymerase II; cell differentiation
Cellular component (GO): nucleus
Molecular function (GO): RNA polymerase II cis-regulatory region sequence-specific DNA binding; DNA-binding transcription factor activity, RNA polymerase II-specific
Source: RefSeq, a predicted model, not a curated record